GGGCAGUUGUAAUUAAAUGGUCAAAUACAUUUUAAUUGUGGAGCUUAUAAAAGUAAAGAAUUUGGUAUAAUGUUACUAUUUGCCAUGGAAAAAGAUGAAGACAGAAAAUCUACACCAAGGAAACAUAUUCAUAACGCCAGAUACCAGUUAUGUAGUAAAAGUGAUUGUAAACAUAUUAUGGACGCUUGGACUGAAACCAAUAUGGAGUCUCCAAAAGCAUGCUUUAACAGAUUACGAAAAGUUGUUGACUUGAAACGAACGUCAAGUGACAGUGCUGUUCAAGAUUUGAACAAGGCUUCACAUGUGCCUAUUCCAUACGGAAAAGCUCCGUACAGAUCCCGGAAAGCCAAUAAAAUAUUACUGAAAAAUCAGUCUACACGACCGGUUCCCAGAGGAACAUGGAUACCAGGUGUAAAUGACGAAGAUAUUGUCAAACCAACACAUUUUAUGCCAUCCGAAGCACCGCCAUCUACAAUGAGGCAACAUCAACGGCGUGUUUUAUCUGCUAGUUCUUGUCCAAAAAGUUUGUGUUCAUCAUUCAACAGUCGAUUCAUGCUUCCGGGAUAUACUUCAACCUCUGAUUCAUCAAGCGAGGAACCGAUCGCAAUUAAAGACGAUAGUGAAGUACACAUCCGCCAUCCAAAACCAUCAAAUAUCCGAAAGUCCAAGUCAAUGCAUGUUGGAACUUGCCAACUGAUUCAAGUAAGCGAGUGUAAAGAAACACGAUUUAGCACACUGCCUCGUCGGAUACCAGUAAAAUCAAACAAUAAUGCAAAAGAAUUGAAUCGAGUACCAGUUUUUGAUCCCGAUGAACUGGAUUCUUCGAUCAAUAAUUCUAUGGAUCCUGGGUUACCAGGUAUGUGCGACGUUACGCCUCGGCCUUUAUCGAAAGGUCAGAAAAGUUGUACAUGUUGUAGUCUAUGUGAAAUUAUGUCUCCUAGAUUAAUAGAUUGCAAUCCAAAUUCAAAAAUCCAGAACUGUUCAUGUGAGACAUGUCUGUUUUACUCUAAAGGACGAACCGGAUUAGUGCAAUAUAAACAUGGUGACGUCAUAAAGACGUUUAAUUGGUUAGAACGGACUGGCAAAGAAACAGAAUUGUGAAUGUGAUAUCUUGGGAUCCAAUUUUAUCACCAAUUUUCUAAAUUUCUCUGGUAGGGUAAAAUAAAUGAUUAAAACUG
Mytilus californianus (California mussel) is the source of this 1178-nucleotide messenger RNA. RefSeq lists its product as uncharacterized. The transcript is spliced from 4 exons. The coding region runs from base 70 to 1101 and encodes 343 amino acids. The record is from RefSeq and is a predicted model, not a curated record. NCBI's taxonomy places the organism in Eukaryota, Metazoa, Mollusca, Bivalvia, Mytilida, Mytilidae.